AUGAUUACAAAAACAGUAUAUGACUAUUUAGUUAUUGGUGGAGGCUCUGGUGGUCUUGCCUCUGCUAGACGUGCCAGUGGCAUUCACGGCGCAAAGGUUGCCCUGAUAGAAGCACAACAUAGAUUAGGAGGUACCUGUGUCAAUGUUGGCUGUGUGCCCAAGAAAGUCAUGUGGAAUGCUGCUUCUAUUGCUGAAGCACUCCGUGAUGCAAAGCAAUAUGGCUUUGGUAGUCACGAAGCCAAAUUUGACUGGAAGUUCUUUAAAGAAAAGCGAGAUGUCUAUGUGAAGCGAUUGAAUGGAAUCUAUGAAAGAAACUUGGGUAAUGAUAAAGUAGAGCACUUUCAAGGUUUUGCCAGUUUCAUAGACAAGAAUACGGUGCGUGUUCAAAGAUCAGAGACAGAAUCAUUUGUACUUCAAGCCAAAAACAUUUUGAUUGCCACAGGUGGACAUCCCCUUAUUCCCAAUAUUCCUGGUGCACACUAUGGUAUUGACUCUGAUGGAUUCUUUGAUCUUGAGGAACAACCUAAACGUGUGGCUGUCAUUGGUACUGGAUACAUUGGUAUUGAAUUAGCAGGCAUUUUCAAUGCUUUGGGCACCCAGACCACAGUCUUUUCUCGUACCAAGCAUAUCCUUCGUAGCUUCGAUAGUAUCAUUCGUGAAACUCUUUUGAAGGAAAUGCAAAAUGUAGGUGUCGAUUUCGCUUUCGAGUCCAGCGUGAAGGCUUUGGUGCGUGAGGGUGAUGCUAUCCGCGUAGAAUAUGAAGUGAAUGGUGAGUCCAAGAGCAUAGAAGUAGAUACUGUUCUUUGGGCUGUUGGACGUGUACCUAAUAUCAAGAAAUUGAAUUUGGAAGCUGUUGAUGUCAAGUUGACUGAAAAGGGACAUAUCGCUGUUGAUGAAUAUCAAAAUACAUCUACGCCUGGCAUCUAUGCCUUGGGUGAUGCUUGUGGUAGAGCCGAAUUGACACCAGUUGCUAUUGCUGCUGGUCGUAAAUUAUCAGACCGCUUGUUUGGAGGUGAACAAUUCAAGGAAUCCAAAUUAGAUUAUGAAAACAUUCCUACCGUUGUCUUUUCUCAUCCCACAGCAGGCACAGUAGGUCUUACUGAAGAGCAAGCUCGUGAACGUUACGGUGACGAAAACGUCAAGGUAUACACCUCCAAAUUUAUCAACAUGUACUUUUCUAUGCUUGAGCAUAAGGAACCUACAGCUUAUAAACUUGUUGUGACGGGACCUGAGGAAAAGGUUGUAGGUGUUCACAUCUUGGGUAGAGGAAGUGAUGAAAUUCUUCAAGGUUUUGGUGUUGCCGUCCGUAUGGGAGCUACCAAGGCAAACUUUGAUGCCUGUGUUGCCAUUCAUCCCACAGCUGCUGAAGAAUUGGUUACUAUGCGAUAA
Rhizopus microsporus ATCC 52813 is the source of this 1389-nucleotide messenger RNA. RefSeq lists its product as uncharacterized. Gene Ontology annotation, molecular function: flavin adenine dinucleotide binding; NADP binding; glutathione-disulfide reductase (NADPH) activity. NCBI's taxonomy places the organism in Eukaryota, Fungi, Mucoromycota, Mucoromycetes, Mucorales, Rhizopodaceae. Gene Ontology annotation, cellular component: mitochondrion; cytosol. The coding region runs from base 1 to 1389 and encodes 462 amino acids. The transcript has 4 exons. Gene Ontology annotation, biological process: cellular response to oxidative stress; cell redox homeostasis; glutathione metabolic process. The record is from RefSeq and is a predicted model, not a curated record.